CAAUCGGAUUAGUAUCAAUUAUGGAUUUUUGCUAUAUAAACGCUACGAAUGUUACAUUCGACCUCUUCAAUCCUGCAUCGAACGGUAGACGAUGACUUCCAAACUCACGGUAGCUUUCCUGCUCGUCGCCAGUUUGGCACUCGUGUGCUCCAGAGCCGCCCACAAGAUCGUCGGCGGUGAUGAAGCCGAGCCGCACGAGUUCCCCUACCAGAUCUCGCUGCAGUGGAACUUCAACGAUGGACGAACUCCCACAAUGCAUUUUUGCGGAGGAUCGCUGCUAAACGAGAACUUUGUCCUGACGGCUGCCCACUGCAAGACUUCGUAUUCCGAAGACGGAACCAUCGAAGUGGUCGCCGCUGAACAUGACGUGGAAACCGUGGAAGGACCCGAACAACGCCGUAACGUGGCGGAAUUCAUCGUCCACGAAGGAUACGACGUCAUCCAGGGGGUCAGUCCUGAUGACAUUGCCGUCAUCCGGGUGGACAAGCCAUUCCAGUUGAACGACAAGGUUAAGACCGUUCAGCUGCCCAAGCAGUUCGAACAGUUCGAAGGUGAUGUAACCCUGAGCGGAUGGGGAUCCAUCUCGACGACUGUGUACCCGGAAUAUCCGGAUAAGUUGAGGAAAGUCGAGCUUCCGCUGGUAGACUACGAUCAGUGCAACCUUCUGUGGGGUUAUGGCAGUGCUCUGGCGACAAGCAAUGUCUGUGCUGGCCCGAUCGAUGGCUCCAAGUCGGCCUGUUCGGCCGAUUCCGGUGGUCCACUGGUGAAGCAGACCGGUGAUGAAGUGAUCCAGGUCGGUGUUGUGUCGUGGGGAGCUGUUCCAUGCGGAUCGCCACGUCGUCCGACGGUGUUUGCCGGAGUUUCCCAUUACGUCGAUUGGAUCGAGCAGCAGCUCCGUGUGUAAGGAAGGGUAUCGGGACUUUACUGCGUUGUGAUGUUGACCAAAAUGAACAAUGAUUCAUAUCAGAAUUAAACAUAUGGCAAAUUGAAAAUUUGAA
Molecule: messenger RNA, 998 nt
Organism: Aedes albopictus (Asian tiger mosquito)
Lineage: Eukaryota; Metazoa; Arthropoda; Insecta; Diptera; Culicidae
Product: trypsin-1
Exons: 3
Coding region: 92-904 (270 amino acids)
Biological process (GO): proteolysis
Molecular function (GO): serine-type endopeptidase activity
Source: RefSeq, a predicted model, not a curated record